Messenger RNA from Penicillium alfredii, 3138 nucleotides. RefSeq lists its product as uncharacterized. The transcript has 4 exons. Bases 1 to 3138 code for a protein of 1045 amino acids. Lineage: Eukaryota; Fungi; Ascomycota; Eurotiomycetes; Eurotiales; Aspergillaceae. The record is from RefSeq and is a predicted model, not a curated record.
AUGGACUAUUCUCGGCGCUUACACCAGUCGUCUUAUCCGCCCCGUCCAUCGCCCCUGGGGGCUUCUCACGACUCUCGCACCGAUCCAACGAGGCCAUAUGGUGCGUCUCUCGUCGGCCAUGAACCGCGCAGUCGACCUGAAGCCGACAAGGCUCAUUUCACGACCCGCUAUGGGUACCUGUCGCCCAAUUCUACCUCCACCAUCUCCCCUGCCUCUGUGCGCGCCCAUCAGUGGGGGACCUCGCGUGCGCCGCAUUCUUCUUUCCGGGGCCCAACUGCCAGCGCAUCCCAUUCGCCGCCCCGGAGCCAAUAUGCGCCCCAGCACCGUCGCCAUGGGAGUUUGGAAAUGAGACACCAUUCACACUCGCAUCGCAGAAACCACUCGCAACCACAUCCUGACCGAGAAAAUGUCGGGCUCUUGGGUUCCUUGCGCGACAUGAACCAUACCUCCCAACACGACCCGGCGCGUCGUACGUCAGGAAGUCCUGUGUUUCCUGCACCCCACGAACACUCCGCACCUCCUUCGUUUGGGAACCGCCAAAUGCCGCCGCCAUCCCCUCCACGCUCGUACUCGUUGCGGGCGCAAUCCGCAAACGCGCCUGCAGCAGCGCCAUCACGCGAUGUGUCCAGUGGCCAGGCUCACCGUCCGGGAACUAGCAUGUCGAUCUCCGCCAUGCUAGGUUCAGAUCCGGAACGGCCAGCGCGAGAGUCAGGUUCGUCCUUUUUCACGCGUCCCUCGGCAUCCUCGACUUUUGGGAAUGCGCCUCCGUCGACCACACCUGCCGCAAUGUCACCGCCGACAGCCCCGACACGACCCUCCCCACUAGAACACUCCCUCUUCCGCCGAUCACAUACCCCGGAAAAGUCGUUUUCUAGGCCCCAGAUGGGUCGGCCCUAUCGAUCUGGGUCGGGUGGAGGGUCGAGUCUGGCAGGAGGAGAGCCCUCCAAGUUUGGGGGCCUGUCGCGCGCGUCGGCCUCGCAUUUUCCGGACAAACCGCAUUCUACGCAUCCCUCGCCCCAUAUCUCGUCUGCAGAGCUGCCGUAUACUGAACCACGACGCACGAGUCUUAGUGGGCCCAUUGCUCGUCCGAGCAGCCAGCCGCCCCAUGCCGAAGCCCUGACACGACCACCUGGCUACAGUCCUCUUUCCCAACCGACCGGGGCACCAGAUCGAUCGUUCGAGGCAGGCCCGCGGUCGGCAUCUUCUUCAUACAUGGGUCUGGAUUCGCAUCACGGCCGCUUUGGUAAUAUCUUUGGAGAUCGACGUUCAGAGGACCCGGCGCAUCGUGACCGGGAUCGCUCAUCCGACAUCAAGGCCCCGCGCUAUGGUGCACACUAUGGAGAACGAGACCCGCUCGAGCGACACUCGAGUGCCUCGACAUGGGAGCACGGCCGCUCCUACCCGCCAUCACCCGAGAGCAAACGCUUCCCAGCACCGGAGUCUGGGUCCGGGUUUGGCUUCGGGGCGAUUCAAAGCUAUACAAAAUCAUUGGGAUCUCAACCUGGUGGUGGCCGGCAACCACCAUCUCUACAAUCUCGGCACAGUCAGCCUACGUUGCCUCACGAAGCAUCCUAUCUCGGCAAACCUCAAACUCACCCUCGUCUCGGCUCCACCCCAGCGACGAGCCUUGGGGCAGGGCCAACUUCGUUCGGCCUUGUCUCUGCAACCGAUGAUGGGCGGCGCAAAGGAAGUGAUGAGCUUCUUCAGCAUCGGAAUCUGUUGGCCGUCGGCGCAGAGGGCAAACGUGGUGGCCGUGCGUCGCCGAUUCCGCAGGCAGUCCAGGGCGCGCAGGCUCCAUUCAUUGGGCCGACGGGUGAAUCUGGUAUCAAGAAUGAACUGGGCCGAGUGUUUUCGGGAAUUGGGAGCGGCGUUGGUGGUGUGACGGCAUCCUCGGCCGGCAGCGGACCGCCUACGCCAUUAAAUGCUAGCCCAUUCAAGCGUGAUAGCUUCACUGGUCGCUCUCUGAAUGGGGAGACGAUGGAUGAGGCCAGGAUUCCUCGGCCGACUUCUGCCGCUGGUGGACGGCGAUCGAGAAAAUCCCGGGAUGAGGAGGCCCAACUGGAGCUUGAAGCCGCAGACCUUCGAGCAGGGUUAUCAGGACGAGGAACCCGGCGCGCUCGGCAUGCCCAUCACCACCAUCACCACCACCACCAUCAUCGCCACAAAGCGGAAGAAGAAGCUGCUGCUCUCAGCGCCUUGCAUCGUCCCGUCUCUACGAACUUCUUCCAUCAAACCUCUACCCCAGCUGAGGCUGGACACCAUCAUCACCACCAUCACCAUCACCACCAUCAUGCCCCGCGACCAGCUGCCAUGGCAGUCGCCUCUCCCAUGCGGGAGCCGCGAACUACGGUGAAUCUCGAUCCAAUUCUCUCCAGUGUGGCCCACCUGCCACGACAUCACCUUGGAUCGACGCUAUACACCCCCCGCAUUGACGUCCCCACGGGCAAGGCCUCAUUGGAGAGUGCCAAGUUUGGAUACACCAGCACCCCGCAGCCUCUCCCACACUUGGAACGGCGGGAGAACUGCACGUUCACAGUCCGUGUGCCACGGUUCCGCAUCACCCCCAACCGGCGCGAAGAAAUCUGCGUGCGGCGAGCCCUCUGGGGCACUGGUGUGUACACGGACGACUCGGACCCGGUUGCUGCAGCCAUUCACUCCGGGUUUAUUCGCGGAUCCUGGGGCGAAGAGGUCGAUGAAUCCAUGUUGGAUCUGGAGAUCAAAGACACCUAUCAGCACGCCCCGCCACCCAGCACAGACGCUUCCAAGUCCGAAGGGCCCCGCCUGCCGCCCGUCCCUCUGCCCGACCAGGACUUGCACAUCACUCUUUUGGUAUUGCCGCGCCUGGAGCGGUACGAUUCCACCGUGAUGUUUGGCCUGCGGUCCCGGAAGUUUGAUGGGCGCCACGAUGGCAUGAGCUUCAAAGUGCAGCGCGUGGACUGGGUGGACGAAGGGGUCGGCCGUGGCGAAGAGCGCAGCGGCCAGGCUCGCCGUAAACGUCUGCGCACGUUGAUGCAGACGGGGCGGAUCUGCACGGGCGCCGCGAUGGCCAAAACGGACGAGCUACGGCGCAACGGGGUGCAGGUUCCCCGGACGAUCAACGGCCCCAACCAGCCAGCGGCCGUGCAACCGGUGUCAUAG